Molecule: messenger RNA, 405 nt
Organism: Cylicostephanus goldi
Lineage: Eukaryota; Metazoa; Nematoda; Chromadorea; Rhabditida; Strongylidae
Source: the annotation of a GenBank genome assembly
AUGGUCGAGAAGCCCAUACCACAGGGUGUGGAAAUCCACCCGACUGCAAUCGUCUGUCGCGAAGCAACUCUCGAAGGUGCGGUCAGUAUUGGCGCCGGCACAGUGGUGCAUCCAUUCGCCGUCAUAAAGGCAACAAAUGGCCCGAUUAUUAUUGGAGAGAAUAACAUUAUCGAGGAUCGAUCUCUUAUAGAGAACAUGUACGCUGUAUUUUCAGUUGUUCAUUCUCCAACAAUCGGUAACAACAAUGUCUUGCACGUCCAAUGCGAAGUUAGUGAGAAUAGCAGCGUCAGCAAUGGUUGCUCGAUAGGAGUCAGAUGUAAGCUGCUAGCAAAGGAAACACUUCCAGAACGGACUGUGAUUUAUGGAAAGUUCAACGAGCGACGCAUUGCUAACGAUAAUCCACCG